UCUUGUCUCUUGUCCUUUGUCACAACUCGAGCACGAGCACGCGAGUCAGUUUAAACUCAAGUUCAAUCUCGUUCUCAUUCUUACCGGAAUUUUCAUCCCGAUAACAUCGAAUUUAUUUUUUCUCACGUAAAAAAAAAGUUUAUUUAAAUUUUUGAAAAUUUAAACACCGGUAAUCUAUUUGAUUAAUAGAAAGUUAUUAAUAAAUAAUAAGUAAUUAUUUAAAAAUUUAAAUUUCCAAAGAUUUGUUUAAUAAUUUAACAACUGACGCACGUUUAUUUUUUUUGACUUGAUUUACCACCGACAAAAUGAGUGACUGGGGAAAUCCGAGCACCAACUCCGACGGUCGCGAUUACGGCCGCGGCCGCGGCUUCAAGUCAUCCGACGACUCCUCAAAUCCCGGAACGAACGGCCACCAGGAAUCAUCAGACUGGACAACAGGAACCGGAACCGAAAACCAAACCAACGGAUCCUCCGACUGGGCGACCGGAAAUCAAACCAACGGUUCCGAUGCCUGGGCGACCGGAAACCAAACCAACGGUUCCGAUGCCUGGGGCCAAUCAAACGACACCACCAACGACUUCUCCAACGACUACUCCAACGACAACGAAAACUCUGAAGACCGUGGCCGUGGUCGCGGACGUGGCCGUGGCCGCGGUCGCGGUCGUGGUCGCGGAGGUCGCGAUCGCGACGGAGGUCGAGACCGUGACAACAACGAAGGCCUCGACGACUUGAACUCCGCCGACGCUCCCGAAGACGGCGAAGAAAAAAAACCCCCCGUGACUUACAUCCCCCCCGAGCGCAACCUCGACGACGACGACGAAAUCUUCAACACCAACGUCUCCGCGGGCAUCAACUUCGACAAGUACGACGCCAUCGACUGCAAGGUAACCGGGGACGCAGUUCCCCCCCCAAUCUCCGCCUUCGACUCUCUAAAAUUACGCAGCGCCCUGAUGACCAACAUCGGGAAGUCGAACUACAAGAAACCGACCCCCGUUCAAAAGCACGCGAUCCCCAUCAUCCUGGAGGGUCGCGACCUGAUGGCCUGCGCGCAGACAGGAAGUGGCAAAACCGCGGCCUAUUUGAUCCCCAUCGUCCAUCGUCUGCUAGAAGACAACCAGGAGAUGAAAUUAAUCGACCGCGGGUGCGAGCCCCAGGUCAUUAUCAUGGCGCCCACUCGGGAACUCGUCACCCAGAUCUGCUGGGAAGCCGAGAAAUUUUCCAAGGACACGAUCCUGCGGUGCGUCGCCUGCUACGGGGGAGUAAAACCCGUCCACCAGGCGGACCAACUGCGCAAGGGCGCGCACAUCGUCGUCGCGACCCCAGGGCGGCUUAAUGACUUCGUCAAAGGCGGGAGGAUCGGCUUCAGCAGCGUCAGGUUCCUGGUCCUGGACGAGGCCGACCGGAUGCUGGACUCUGGGUUCCUGACAGCGAUGGAGGAAAUUAUCGAGCAUGAGCAGAUGACCCCCAAGGCGGAACGCGUGACUUUGAUGUUCAGCGCGACCUUCAGCGGGGAAGUUCAAGAAUUGGCGCGAAAAUAUUUGAAUAAUUAUUUGUUCCUGACGGUGGGAAUCGUCGGCGGCGCGUGCGCUGACGUCGAGCAAAUAUUUUAUGAGGUACCGAAGACGGAGAAGAGGAAGAAGUUGAAGGAACUUCUGGAACGCGAUGGAGGUCAGAGUCUGAAGCUCAAGACGAUCAUUUUUGUGGAGACCAAGAAGACUGCGGACUUCAUCGCCGCGUAUAUGAGCGACAUCUCGUUGCCGGCGACGAGCAUCCAUGGGGACAGAGAGCAGAGGGAGAGGGAACUUGCGCUGGCGGACUUCAGGUCGGGCAAGAUGCCGAUUUUGGUCGCGACUUCGGUCGCUGCGAGAGGACUGGAUAUCAAGAAUGUCGCGCAUGUUAUUAAUUAUGACCUGCCCAAGUGCAUUGAUGACUAUGUGCACAGAAUUGGGAGGACUGGGAGAGUUGGGAACAGGGGCAAGGCCACGAGUUUCUACAACCCGGAGUCGGAUGAUGGGUUGGUUGCGGAUCUGGUCAAGGUGCUGACUCAGGCGGGACAGGAAAUUCCGGAGUUCUUUAAUGUUGGAGGUGGAUUCGAUGCUGGGCAGGCCAGCGGCUUCGGUGGUCAAGAUAUCAGAGAUAACUACAAUCAGCCUGCCGACACUGAAGCCAGCGAGACCUGGUAAUCUCACCCCCAACCAUUUCAUUUAUUUUUCUUUAAUUAUUUACUUGCAACAAAAAAAUCGGACGUUUUUAUUCCCGAUAAUUAUAAUUUUUUUUUACCUCGCGGUAUCGCUACUUAAUUAAAAUACCCGCUCACUAUUUAAAAAUAUUCUCAAAAAAACUCAAAACAAUUUUUUUUUAUUUAAAAAAAAAAUCAAAUUAAAAAAUUUUCCAUUUUAUUAUUUUUCACUUUUUUCUAUUGAACUAAAAAAAAAAUCAUUGACGAUAAAUGAUACAAACUAAUUAAUCAUUAAUUUAAAAAAAUCAUUAGCAUCAAUAUGAUAAUUAUAUUUAAUAAUUUACAUUGUAACAAAUAAGUGGAUGAAUAAAUCAUUAAAAGAAAUUAAUGAUUAACUAUGAAAGCCAUGACAAUAAAAAAUGUAAAACGUUGAUUAUAAUGAUUAAUAAAAAAUCUAAAAUGACUAA
Messenger RNA from Microplitis mediator, 2646 nucleotides. Its product is annotated as ATP-dependent RNA helicase vasa. Bases 306 to 2183 code for a protein of 625 amino acids. Gene Ontology annotation, biological process: cell differentiation; gamete generation. Lineage: Eukaryota; Metazoa; Arthropoda; Insecta; Hymenoptera; Braconidae. The record is from RefSeq and is a predicted model, not a curated record. Gene Ontology annotation, cellular component: P granule; nucleus. The transcript has 4 exons. Gene Ontology annotation, molecular function: RNA helicase activity; ATP binding; RNA binding.